Molecule: messenger RNA, 372 nt
Organism: Knipowitschia caucasica
Lineage: Eukaryota; Metazoa; Chordata; Actinopteri; Gobiiformes; Gobiidae
Source: the annotation of a GenBank genome assembly
AUGCACGUGGUCGACAUCAGCUGGUUCACAGAGAGCAUGAAGGAGGGUCGCCCUGUCGCCGUGGAGACCAGGCACCUGAUUCAGGACCUGCAGACGCUCGCGGACCCCUCUGCGGACCCCUCAGCGGACCCCUCAGUGUCUCCAUACGCCUGCCAGAGACUCACCUCCACGGAAAACAAAAACAAGAUUUUCACAAGCCCUCCCUUCUGUCCAUCGGCCUCACAUUCUCUCAGAUCCAGUCCCAUCCCCCAGCACCACCCCUCCAUGUGGCCUCGCUCCCCUGACCACAGGGAGUUAGCAGGUCGCCAUCUGCUGGUCAGUGACAGACGGAGCGGCAGGAUGGAUGUGACCUGGGAACUGGGAGUGGAAUAA